GAGAAACAAACUUUCGGAACCAAUUUGACCGUACAAAAUUGUUAAGUAACUCGACGACCAACAACUUUCAACAAUGCCCGCUGAAACGCCGAUCGACCAACUAAACAAUACGCUCAAAGAAAUCGUGUACAGAACGAAAAAUGUGGAGAAGUUCAAAAGAUUGUCAAGGCAUACGCACUACGAUCUCAGAGAAGUUGAAGUUUUGGCGAUAAUUCAUCGAAAAUGCGUGCAGACGUUGGGCCCCAUGAGCCGAUCAAUAUUUCGCGACAUUUUCCAAUCGGGUUUGGAUUUUACGGAGAACAUACGCCAUUUGUUAAUCGAUAGGUUGUUCGGUGUCUUCGAUACGAAAAACGCGUUGCAGAUACACGUCGAUCAAUGGAUCGAGGGACUUUCGGUGGCGUUGCGCGGUUCCUUGGAUGAGAAGAUACAGUUCACUUACAAAGUGUACGACAAUCUGAAAACUAAUAGACUGAAAAGGGACCAAAUAUUUCCCAUAAUGCGCGGGUGUUUGAUCAAACUGCAGAACGACGAAAACCCGGACGAAACUGUUAAAGAUCUCAUAGAUCUCUUGCUAAAGAAGCUCGACGUGGAUCGCGACGGUUCGAUAUCGGAAGAUGAUUUUAAAACAGCCGUGAAAGAAAGGAAUCGACUCUUAUUAGAAUGCUUUGGCCCGGUUUUUCCGUCCCGAGAAGCUCGCCAUGUCUUCAACAGGACGUUCACUGAUCGUGUUGGAUGUUAUUAAGAACCAUCGCUGAUUCUCACGCGUUCGCCUACUCAAUAAUAAUACGGAUCCAGUUAUCGGAAGACGAGCCGCCGCCAGGAAAUCCGUGGUUCCGUGUGAACCAGCCGAGCGACUUCGACUGUUCCGAUGUGUACUCUUCCCGGAGUGUGCCGACGACGAUUCCUAAAGAAUAAUUCAAGAGGAACGCCGAUCGGAAAGCCAAGAGCGACGCCGCCAACAGGGGAGGAAAAUGUGCCAAAUCAGACAGAAGAGAUCCGACUAGGCGCUGUCCCACGCUCCACUAACUUUUCCAUGUCGAGCCUGAGCUGCAUCCCUUAAAACCGAUCGAACGUCCUCGACUGACUCGCCUCGUCUCCCAAACAAUCGUUAAUGGACCGCGAUAAUACCAUUCCCUAAUCGCAUCGGGCGCAAUCCGCGUCGCAAUGGUUGAAAGGGACUCGAUCAACUGCUCGAUCGAGCUCGGUGAGUGCAAAUUAUCUCCUCGGGGAGUGCGUUUUAUUGGAGCAUCGCUUUUACCACCGGGUAUCGGGGGCUCUCGAGGAAGUGCUUGCUACGAGAAAAAGCAGUAUAGCAGAUCCUAAACGCUCGACCGACGCUAUACAUUCGUAUCUGGACCGUGAAUCUUUGUCGCAGGGUGAAACGUUUCCGCGUCGGUUACAGAAAAUCGCGAUUCGGCGGACAACCGCUUCUUGAUUUAUUCGCGAUUUCAACGCCGUAAUCGUCGAAUUGGUUCUUGACCUUUGUUCUCUCGUGGCUACCGAUAUCGUUGGAACGAUUGCGUAAGAAUUCUUCCGAGAAAUUUCAUUAUCCGAGCAGAUAUUUCUCGCGAUUGAAAUCGCACGAAGCUCGAAUGAAUUUGAUUUCGCAAGACUUCGCCUGGCGUCGACGCGCCGAUCCGAAGACCUCGACGAAUUUGAAUGGAAAUUCGCAUCGAGAUCUCCGUCGCGCUCCGAACGCGAAUUAAUUCCUGCCCGCCGAACGCCAAUGGCGUCGCGUCUAUUAAACGGGCCGGUCAAAGCGUUGAUAGACUAUUACGAAAAACAAUUCGACGAUACGGCAUUGUCGCAUUGUUAAAUAUCUCUCAUGGGGCUCGGUGCCGGGCUGGCACAAAAGCCGUCUCGAUUAAUAGAGACGGUUAGCCGGAUAGGGUGGACGGGGGUGGAUAGGGCAAAUAUGUAUACACAGAUUGCGAGUGCCGAGCAAACACGGAGCCGCGGAAAAGCCGCAAUAGCGGGACGUCGGUGCGAGGCAACGGUGUGGGUCGGUGGAGAUGCGUUACAAAAAAGCAUAAUGAAUGUUUGAGGAUCGGUACGGUCGAGCGACUGGCCCGAUCCGCGUCUCAAGCAGCUAUAACAACAAAUUAAACGAGAAAAUCUCGAGGCUUUCGUCGAAACGUCCACCCUGGCCCGAGGCUCGAGCUACAAUGCGUGGGCGUGCACACGUACAACGGCGUGUAACACCAACACGCGCGUUCCGCCUCGACCUGCUCCGAGAGUCCUCUCAUUCUCUCUCUCUCUCUCUCUCUCUCUCUCUCUCUCUCUCUCUCUCCCUUCUUGUCUCCUUUUUUCCGUUCCUCCGCUUCCAAAAGGGAGAAGGUGGAACGAUAUUCUGUAAAGAGUAUAAUAACGUGCGUAUGAAAGGGCAGAUCCUUUGUGGGUAGCCGACCGUGUCUUGAAAGGAUCCACCAGGAUCUGCCGUGUAGCGUCGAGCCGGACCCGUAGCCGGAGCCGGAGCUAACCGAGGUGGGGGACCGAGGAUCGUCGAGAUCGAGAGUUAGGGCACCAGCUGAGAAAACAUGCCCGUAGCGUGUCGACAGCGAAAUGUUCGUAUUUGUGUCGGGGACCGUGGAUAUGCGGUGUACAACGCCGCGGAAGAAAAGAUAGUGGUAGUCCAGGAUGUUCGUAAAUUCGUAGGUGGCGAGACCAGGCCACGUGCACCGCGUCGAUUGAGACCGUGGAACACACCUUGACCGGUGGACUGACGUUAGAAUUCGAGGACAGCGUUACGGAUCACUCAGAAAAUUGUCGACGCAGUACUCGCUAACUGCACAGCUAGCUCUCGAAGUAAUCUGUAGACUACGAAUUUGAUGCAUUUCUGACAAAAUUGGGUGCUCGUAACUUCGAACUAUUAAAAUUUAAAGAAUAGAAAACUGUCGAUACACGAGUAUUUUCAGCGCAAAUAUUUAUUUCGCAUAAAGAUCCGCAAAAUAAGGUGAAACGAUAUUAAUCCGUCGAAACGCCUGCGUUUCACGUUUAUUAAAUUCGUAUGUGUACGUAUACAUUAUGAAUUCGUAAAAUAACCACAGUCCAGUCCGAUUAAAAGUUUGCACAGCGAUCGUUUCCGACAAAUUGAGGACUUUCUUUCGGCGAGACUCGAAACAUCGCGCGAACGCUGCAGCUGCAAUUAACUUUCCCUCGGAGCGCAAUUUAGCUAUCGUAUGUUACAAGGAUUCGUCACAGGUCGGAAGCGCCGCAGUACCCGUGGCGCAAAAGCAUAAAUAAUAAUCAGGUUCGAUUACUCGGAAUGGUUGUGAUUUCGACGGAACGUGAUGAGACGGCGAGCGAUUCGAUUUGCGUGGCCCACGCCCACGCAUCAAAAGCGCCGGCACCGUGGUCGACGGCAAAGGAUUACGAGAACACACCGGGGCAAGUCUCUUUCUCGGCCGAUAAAUCCAACCGGUAAUUCGUGGUGGGGGCGCGAUUCACGUGAAAUCCAAUGCGUUUCGUGGAUCGUAUUCGCGCGUAAAUACGCGACGGCGAGGGGUGCGGGGGUGGCGAGGACCGGAGCAUAGAAGAGACGAACAAGAUCGAAUGAAAUCGUGCUUCUUGUUUCGCGCGACACGUGACCCGGUGACCUUACGAACGCCGCGAUUCAGGCAAAGCGUGUAAUUUAACGGAGAUUGAAAUUGAAUACAGACAUUCGCGUGGGCUGCUUAGCGCUUUUAAUUAUCGUACUCGCUCCGCCGCGCCUGCUCCGUUAGUAUUAUAAUCUCGCGCGGCUCAUAAUCUAUAUCCAGCCGUUUCCAAUCGGACUCGGAUUAUACGGUGAAUCGCGAUUUUUAUUUCGUUCCAUUGUUUGCCAAAAUGUCAGGGAACUAUUCGCGUAAUCUCGACGAUUACCGCGCGCGUUCGUUAGGUACGCGUGUCAAAGAACCGAUCGUUAAACCUAGUCUUAAAUGAGAUUGUACUUUUUAAUUGUAUUAUGCCAUUUUAUUUCGUAAUAACGAGACUAUUAUAAAAACGGUAGACGGCGACGAAUAAUUUAAUGAGAAUGAAACAACGAAUCGAAAACGAUCGUAGACGUUACUAAAGGAUUACUAAUGCGAGAACACUUUUACGUUGGAGAAAACAUUCUUAGCAAUUUUUUAACAUCGGCAGCAGUAAAAUAAAAACUCUAGAACCUGUCGUCUCGAUCGACCUGGCAGCGCCGGCACAAAAACGGUGUAUCGAAGUAGAACACCGAGUUUAAAAUUGCCACGUAAAUCCACGGUCUAAUUACCGCUACGCUCGCGAAACCGAAUCCAGAAGCCACCCCCGCGAAUCGAGCCCGGAAUUCAACAGGUCGUUUCUCUAACUGCUAACGCAUAGCCCAUUACUCGCACCCCGAGCCUCGAUACAGCCGCUUUGCCAGCUGCCACCGUAAUUAUUUACCAUACAGUGAUUCUUGUUACAGAACAACCCGCGCUCGUAUUUCCGUCCCUUUCGACCGAAACGUAAUAAUUCUUGGCCGGUCGGCCGUAGCCGGUGGAAACCGAACCGAUACCGAGAAAACCGGGGGACCGUAGCCUCGGCCGCGAUAAAUCAGCGGAUUCGUUAGCGGAAUCUUCCUAAAUCCAUUUGUCCGGGAGGCCGAACGUCGGGGUAGAUCCCGCUGUUUCGACAAGCCGGUGUCGUGUUCGAACGGGUGACCACGUGCUGCCGUUCGUCCCUUUCCUGUUAAGGCAACCGACUCCUUUUUCCUCUAAACGGAACCUCCGAUUCAUUAGCAUUUCUUUCACGGGGGACGAAAUUAAUUCGUUUGGGUCCACGAUACGUUCGAAAUUAUUUGGCGUUCCAUCGACCGCUGCUCGUACAAUUUGCCGCGCUCCCGGCAAAAAUGGAACUAUUUUUGAUCCGACUAAAAAGUUGCGUGCACUGAAAAUAAGACGAACAAGACUGUGGAACGAAGACGCGGUUUCUUCGUCGAACGUUGCACAACGUUUCGUUACGCGAAUCCCCGCGUCGCUCGCCGUCAACAAAUUGUCGUUCCCUAGUCGUUUCCGGGAGAGCCAUCGAAAUAAUUUCUAUUCCCAGUUCCAAAGACGGAGAAAUAAUUACUUUAGCCCCAGGCUGUCCCAUUACUCCGAGUCUUCGCGUUCUCCCUCGCCGCCUCAUUUGUAACCAGCGCCUCUCUCGCCGCGCCAUCCUCGAGGAGGAAAUGUUUCAAAACAUUCGGUCGCGUCGAGAAAAGCGGUGAAAACCGGCCGACUCGUUCGUCUCGCGCGGCGCAUCUCUAUCCGGUGUGUUGCAUCGGCGAGGCGGUUCAUCGAGCAUUCGUCGAGCGCGCGAAACAUUGCGCAAGCGUCUCAGCUGGAGCAGAACGGGCCGCAUCGAUAUUUAUGGGGCAGCGGCGGGACCGAAAGCGGCACGGGGAUUUUUCCGCGCGGGAAAAGCGAUCUAACCGCGCGGCGCGGCGCGGUCCACGCUUCCGACGCUUUCGCCUAUCCGUUAAUUAAAUUUAUUGGCCGAGCGGGGAGCGACCUUUCGCCCGUUUCCCCCCUCGCGGCGCGCCGGUCCCCGCCGCUUGGAAUUCGCGGAAUAAUAAAUUUCUGGAUGCUUGAUUUAUCGGGUCAGCCGAUCACCGGCGAUACCGCGUAGGUGUCGCCGCGGCAAUGAUUAACGCUCGAUGAACGCGGCCGAGUUUUACAAUCGCCGGUUUCCCUGGAAUCUCGAAGUAGCCGGCGAGUCCGCUCGAGGACCUGUUCGAAACCGCGGGGCCGAUUGCGAUCGAAAGAAAUUUGCGAAUUCGCUUUUCCGCCUUUUAUACCCCCACGCGCGCGCGAUUUGCAUCGGGAACAAACCAAACGACCCGUACGUGUCGGCGCGGCGGCUGCCGGUGGACGAGGACCGGCCAGUGCCAACAGUUUUUCGUCCGCCGCCACGAGUUACUGCAUAAUAACGUAAAACCGAGAGCGCGCACUAUGGAGCCAUUAAUCAUUGUUGUUGGCUACAUUUGUCUCUGUCCCUGGAACUCGAAUGAUACUCGUGGGAAUCGGCGAAAUCUGGCGGCCGAGGUGCUAACGAAUAUCGGUCGAUUUGCACGUUUCGCGCGAAAGCGACGAUUCGAGCGCGAUUGUGGUUUCAACAUGGUUUUGAAACUUUGCCGUUGGAAUUUAGCGUCGAUAACGAUCCAUUCCGGGCGUUCGCGCGGGUCAACGUCUGGAUUAAACGUUCGAAAUUUCGUAGAGCCUGUCGAAUUUAUCGAUUCUCUUAUACCGGAGUAAAAAUCUUCGACGAAGAAUCGAGAUUCUCUAAAAAAGAUCAAAAUGAGAGAUAGGGCAACGAUAACAAUUACUGUAGCAGCAACCCCUUUGAUUGGGGUGACGCGCAAAUUUAGCGCGUCUUGCCCUGGGUGCCACGGUUUUAUUUGAAAGAAAA
Molecule: messenger RNA, 6378 nt
Organism: Megalopta genalis
Lineage: Eukaryota; Metazoa; Arthropoda; Insecta; Hymenoptera; Halictidae
Product: calaxin
Biological process (GO): calcium-mediated signaling
Molecular function (GO): kinase binding; calcium ion binding
Source: RefSeq, a predicted model, not a curated record